GGACCUACGCGGGGGAGGCGAAGUUGUAUAUAUUUGGUUGCGCGCGUAAUGUGAAUGAACAGUCUUUGGCGAUGGGGCGGUUGAUGCCUACGUGGCGACAAUAUCGAGAACCACGGCAAUGACGACGACGACGUCAUCGGCGGCGGGAUCGCCGGAGAGAGUCGCGUCUCUUCCACCACGUUGUACAGAACGGCAGCCGCGUAGUAGCGCAUGCUGAUAGCCGCCCCGCUAUCGAUCCAUCCGCGCCCCCGAGCUUUCUCUCGCUUCUCCUCACAAGCCUCGUGAACGUCGCUGCCGAGCAAUCGUCCCGGCACAAUUGUAUAAUAAUUCGGGUGCGAUUCUUAUCCCGUGUAAUAACAGUAUCCGUGUCCUCUCUGUCUUUUCGUCUUUAUCGCGUCCUAUCGAACGGUCAUCAGGAGUAACGUACCAGGAGACGAGCAAGCAGCGGCAACGUUAUGGCACGACAAGGCGAAUACUGCAGGGCGAUUUUCCUACUCUGGUGUGUCUCAGGAAUAGCGUUCAGUAUCCCCGUCCCUUCGCCGAUACCGCGACAAGUAGACGAGCAACGUUAUACCACACGUAGAACUUUAAAAGUCUAUGUAGAGAUGCCUACCCAGAGGACGAGAUUGCCUUUGACGAUAGUCAAUUCCGAAAUCAAAACAACCACGAUCCUGCCCUCAACCUCUACGACCACGCACAGAUCGGUCUCAACGGAUAAACCCUUGUAUCGGGUGGACAGAAGCAACGGACAAGCUUGUAUUCUUCUUCAAGUGGAUGCGAUUAUUGCCGUCAAAUAUCGCACCAAAUAUGGCGACGAUCAAGAAGUGGAUAUAUACGUACCUGAUGAUGCGACCGUGACCGGAAAUUGCGACAAUGAGAAUACAGUGACAAUGUCCUUGAAGUGGAAUGCCUUUGUAUUAUCUUGGAGUUUCGCUAAGACACCCGGUGGCGAACGCUGGUACGUCGAGAAAAUUGAAUUGACCUACAACUCUAGCGACAAACACUUCGAGCACGUUGAUCAACCAAACAAGACUAUUCGGGUGAGUACCGGGCAGAAACAUAGCUUCAUGCUGUUCCCUACGCCGGUUGGAAAAUCGUACGCUUGCACCGAGGAAAUCGUGGUUCCACUCACCGAUGGCAAGAAUCACGCCAGUGUACUUCUGAGAGAUAUGAAGCUGCAGCCGUUCAAGUUCAAGAACAACGAGUUCGCCACCGAGUUCUCGUGCACUUCGCUAAGCGCGCGCGCCGGUAGGGACGAGACCGCGCCGGUCGCGGUCGGUUCCACGCUGGCCGCUGCGGUCCUUCUGACGAUCACCGGUUACGCGGCCUACCGAUACUUCAAAGUGAAGAAGGUCAAAUAUGACACGAUGGAGUAAGGAGAGCCGGGGCGAAUCGAUUCCCCACUGUCACGACGAUGCCAAAGCGUACGCGUAUCGCCAAAAUCACGACUCGUAGUUUUUAUUCCCUCCACGUUAAUCAUUUCUGGAAAAAAA
This is a messenger RNA of Formica exsecta, 1493 nucleotides long. RefSeq lists its product as uncharacterized. Gene Ontology annotation, cellular component: membrane. Lineage: Eukaryota; Metazoa; Arthropoda; Insecta; Hymenoptera; Formicidae. The transcript has 7 exons. The record is from RefSeq and is a predicted model, not a curated record. Bases 456 to 1376 code for a protein of 306 amino acids.